Erythranthe guttata (spotted monkey flower) is the source of this 1575-nucleotide messenger RNA. The record is from RefSeq and is a predicted model, not a curated record. Lineage: Eukaryota; Viridiplantae; Streptophyta; Magnoliopsida; Lamiales; Phrymaceae.
UUUUAUCAUUAGACCUUACAAUGGGAGUGGCAGUCUAGAUGGUUCUGCUUCCAUGCCAGAUUCUGGUAGCUUGAUUUUCUCCAACUCUAGAAAUUCCAUGUAUCAUGCUUGUGUUAACUUUUUAAAGAUUUUGAUAAUUUUUUUAUUGCUUUUCGUCAUUCUUACACUUGUUAGUGAAAAUGUUUGUUCUUCCACUUAUGCAAUCAGUCAAAUACACAAGUACUGGUGGAUUUUAAACAUCUUUUCGUUUUCUUUACAUUUAAUUCAUUAAUCGGCUUUGAAAAAUAUUCCUUUCUGUCUCAUUUAUUUAUUCAUAUAUUUGAUAAUCAAUGACUAACAAAUUGAUAGUUUACGAUUACAUUUUGUUUGUUGUAAGGUAUUACUCUCUGUUUGUAUCCUUUCACCCCUAUUGCCUUGCAAGAAUUUAGUUUUUUUUCUGGAAAUGCAGCUUAAUGUAUUCAGCCUACCUGCAGAUUCGUAUGCAGCAAACGUUGCUGUGAGAGAGGGGGAAUCUGUAUAUGACUAUUGCUGGUACCCAUACAUGUCUGCUUCAAAUCCAGAUCUUUGUGUAUUAGCGACGUCUACUAAAGACCAUCCAAUUCAUCUAUGGGAUUCUAAUUCUGGACAGCUCCGCUGCACGUACCGUGCUUAUGAUGCCAUGGAUGAGAUUACUGCUGCCUUCUCAAUUGGCUUCAACCCUAAUGGAAACAAGAUUUUUGCUGGAUAUAAUAAAACUAUUAGAGUAUUUGAUGUUCAUCGCCCGGGGAGAGAUUUUGAACAAUAUUCAACUCUUUCGGGAAAAAAAGAAGGGCAAUCUGGUAUCAUAUCUUCAAUUGCUUUCUCUCCCACUGAUUCUGGGAUGCUGGCUGCGGGUUCCUACAGCCAAACUACUGCUAUAUACAGAGAAGAUAAUAUGGAGCUGUUGUAUGUGUUGCAUGGCCAAGAAGGUGGUGUUACACAAGUUCAGUUUUCGAAAGAUGGCAACUAUUUGUACACCGGGGGGCGUAAGGAUCCGUAUGUGCUAUGCUGGGAUAUUCGCAAAACUGUUGAUAUUGUCUACAAACUAUAUCGAUCAUCCGAAACUACCAAUCAAAGGAUACAAUUUGAUAUUGAGCCUCUUGGUCGAUAUCUUGGAACUGGCGGUCAGGAUGGUCUUGUGCAUAUCUAUGAUCUCCAGACAGGGGAAUGGGUAUCAAGCUUUCAAGCUGCGCUAGAUACCGUAAAUGGUUUUGCUUUCCACCCGUUUCUCCCGAUGGCAGCAACUUCAUCAGGACAUAGGCGAUUUGCUGAAUUAGUGGAUGACUCUCAAGAAAAUAACCCUUUAAAUGGUCACGAAAAUUGUUUGUCUGCAUGGAGCUUUUAUUCUUCGACAGCGGAUGAUGCAGCCAACACUGAUUCUGGAAAUUGAUAUCUUGACUUUGGAUCUGUACAAUAGCUUAUAACAUUGGCCAUAUUUAUGUUGUAGAUUUCCAAAUUUUGCAUUGAAGAUAAAAAUUAUGACCGAAAUCUUGACUAAUAUGAACUCUGAUGCAUAUGUUUUAUGGUAUUAAUAGAGGUUGAUACUGUUUCAAACAA